CAGGGGACUUCGAAAUUCAAAAUCAGUCGCCGCCCGACCGCGAAACGAAGCACGUCGCGGUCCGCGCUCAAAAAAACAUUUAACAGCUGAGAGAGAUUCUAAGACUGACAAAAUGGACUUGUGAAUAGUGUAUCAUUAUAUAAUAUUUAGUGUGGAACAAUAUCUAGUGUUUAUUUUGUCCAAAAUGUGGGGUGAAAGCAGUAAAAACUGUGAAAACAACUGCCAGUGCUCGGGGUUAAUAACGGAAAACUUCAGGAUAAACUCCGGCAACAACGGAACGAAACGGAAACAAGAAGACUCAAUCUCAACGAACUACAAACUUAAAAUGAACCCACAUUCCUUAGACUUCAAAUCACCGUUGCACUCCCCAAUCGUCACCCCAUCAAAAAGAAGGAUCCUUGGUGAACUAACAAACACAAAUUUUUCUCCAAAUACUUCGUUAAAGAAUUCUCCUUUGCAACGAUUGAAGUCAGUUGAACAGAAGAAAUCUCCGUUGAUCGACAGAAAUAUUCAAUCCCCAGUAACGAGUAGGUCGUUUAAGAGGACAACGAAGAUUUCAAGGAUAUUUCAAGAGAGGACAAAGUUUAAGAUGUCUAAUAAGGAGAAUGACAGUCCGUUGAUUAACGAGACAUUCGUUAAGUUGGAUCUUGAGGAAGAGACGAGGGAUUGCACGUUUGGAGGCUUCCAGUCUUGUAGAGAGACUGUCACCAAUUGGUCUAUGACUAAGUUGGACUUCACAGAUGCACUCCAAACGAAAUCCUUCGAAAUGGAAUCACGUACCACAAAAACGGAUACCUUCAAAGAGGCAAAAACCACAAAAGAGUCCGAACUAUACGUACCUGAGAAAGACAUGGACACCGAUCUGGACCCUGACUUUGAUACCCUACACGACUUAGAAGAAGAAUUUGAUGCUGACAACUUCGAUCACUGUACUAAGUAUGAGAUAAUUUCCACCGAUAGUCCGAAUAUCAUAUCCAGGGGAAGGUCUUCUACCAGCAACUCCAGGAAAGUUAGCUCGAGGAAUUUCGUCUUCGGUGCCCCGUUGGCUGACAACGAGCAGUCCACAUCGUUCAACAGGCCAAACGUGAAUGCUACCAGAAUGCUCAAUUUUGAAGAAGAGAACUUUGAGUUUACUUCCCCGGCUACAAGAAGGCCUAGUACAAGCUUCUCCGUUAAGAAGUCGUUGAAAUUCAACGAGACACCAACUAAGAGCCCGUUAAGGUUUGAAAGUUCAACAGAUAUGCAGACUCCAACGAGGAAUCCUUUGAGGCAUGAGAAGAGCGACUCGAGCAUCGGUUCCAUGGCUUCAUCCCCAGGGUCAAGCCAAUUGAGGCUCUUCACCGCUGAAAGCACAACUUCAAUGGAAAGCGGUUUCAUAUCCGAGCUCGAAGAACCGUUCUUAGAACUGGAACCAUCUUCAUCGAAUUCACCAAAAAUGCCUAACUUUAACGAUUUACUCUCCGGUCAGAUCAAAGAGAACAUCCUUACUGAACGGUCGUUUUUAAAGAGACCGUUGUUGCAAAGGAGUUUGAGCUUCAACCCAGAACCGAGGUCAAGAUUAUUUGCCAGCAAAGACAGCCCGGAUCAAGCGAGGAGGUCUCAAAAGAGGGAGUCCCAUUCGGAGAAUACAGUCAAUAAGAAGAGGAAGUCAAACUGCUCUAGUCCCGUUGAAGUGGAGAAGGUUGAGAAAGUACAGAGGCCCGUACUCCAACGAGCAUUCUCUGAGAACCACGCUUCAAUUAUGUCUGCGUUGGCGAGAUCGUCGACGGAACCGGACCUGAUCGGCGACUUCUCGCAGCCGUACGCUCUGCCCCUCACCGGGGGCGACCACUCCGACCUCAAGUCCAUCUCCUGCGACACUUUGGCCGCCCUGCUGCGGGGAGAGUACGAUGACAGCAUCCAAGAUUACCAGGUGAUAGACUGUCGCUACCCGUACGAGUACGAAGGCGGCCACAUCCCCGGGGCCGUCAACCUGUACACUCCUGCGCACGUCCAGACGCUGCUCAACACGCCGCUACGCACCAGGGACCAGGAGAAACGGAGCAUCCUGGUGUUCCACUGCGAGUUCUCCUUGGAAAGAGGACCUAAACUAUACCGGUAUCUUCGUUCGUCAGACCGGUCGAAAAACAUGGAGAACUAUCCAUAUCUCAACUACCCAGAGAUCUAUCUCCUCCACAAGGGUUACAGGACAUUCUUCCAGAAGUACCCCGACUUAUGCACCCCUGGUGGCUAUACAGCCAUGUUGGAUCCUAAGCACACGCAGUUGUUGAGAAAACACAGGUCAAUUGAAGAACCAACGUCUUUCUUCACACAUCACCGAAAAGGACAUCGGCUACUGAAUUGAAUGAAGGUCAUACUAAUUUCAGUACAGUCAUGAGCAAUAUAAUGUACCCACUUUAGGACUCUGUCGCACUAACAUAUUUGACAUUUAGUGAAACUUACAGUGCAAUUUGUCAUAAAAGUUAAUGUGACAUGGUACCAAAAGUGUAUACAUAUUAAUGCUCGUGACCGUACACACCAUUCAAGUGUAUUUCAAGUUAUACCUGUCCUUUUCUUCUCUGGUGUCAGGGUUACUAAAGCCGCCCAAAGCCCCUGACAUGACUCAUGUAACGACUACAUACUUACAUCAGUAAGUAACCGGGACCAACGGCUUAACCUUCCGAAGCACGGAUCAUCUUUCAGACUACCAGGUGAUCAGCCUGUAAUGUCCUAACCAAACUGGGGAUCACAGAGUAUUUUUUUAUUUGUGAUGUUUCCCCACCGGGAUUCGAGCCCGGGACCUCCGGAUCAUGAGGCUAACGCUCAUCCACUGGACCACGGUGGUCUAUUCUUUUCCACCGAAACGGAAAGGGACGGGUAAUCGACAGGCAUAAAAUUAAUGGAACACAAAAAUUUUAAGCGGAAAAGUAACCUUAAAUUUUAUAUUAGCCAAUAACCCGACUGAAUUAAGGUGAGAGCACAUGUCAAACGGAUUGCAUAUCAGGGAGAUGUCCAUUUUAUUCGCCCGGGUUAUUCCUUCAUUUUAAAAUUAACAGUUGUCAAUGAUCCGUCCCUUUCCUUUUCGGCGGAUAAGAAAAUGACGGGUAUAACUUAAAAUAAAAUUAGGAGGUGUCUGCAGGAAUCGGGGCCGUUAAGUUGAUUAGGUUAGCUAAACUAUUAUUGUAUAUAAAAAUGUCUACAAUAUUUUACAACUAAAGAAAGUAGUGUAAAUAGGCGCAUUUGUAUAUCAAUAAUAUUAGUAUAAUACGCUAACUACACGGUAUAGCAAAACAAGGUAUGUUCAAUCCUAUGACAAGCCGCCAUUGCUAGCCCUUUGAUGACGUAAGUGUUACCAUUCAAUUGGUAUCUCCAACAUUCCAAGGACGUAAAUUUUAUUAUCAAAAAUUAAGCGAAUUACUGACUAAUGUAUUUAAUUACUAUUACUUGUCACAUGUAUAAAAAUCAUUGAAAAUGUAAGUGAAUCUUUUACUAAAAGUUCAAAAUUGGCUUGCAAAGUAAAUUGAAAAUAUUGGUCGUGGGUAAUUUGUUUUACGAAAUGGCAACACAGGGCGGGAUGACGUCAGCUGGGCUAACCUUGAAAUGUUAGCUGUCACUUUUGAGCAUACCUGGUUUUGUUAUACCAUGGCUAACUAUAACUUUGACAGUUGUCAAAAUAGUACAUAUUCUUGGUAUCGUCAUUUUAAAGUGAAAACCGCGUGACCGCCAUUUUGAAAAAUCACACCCAGUGCCCUCUUUGUCAAAACUUACAAGCAAUUUUCUUGUCAAAAAAUUACUUAGUGAUGUUAGUAAGUAGUCGUUACAUGGGCCAUGUCAGGGGCCUUUGGCGGCUCAAUAGUAACCCUGACCAGGGUUGAUGAGGUUAGUAAUUCACCUCACAACUCACACGUUAGAAGACACCUGAAUGUUAUUUUUCAUAAAGGCGAUUACUUUGUUUUCACUUUAAGACGCCGAUUUGCGGAUUAAAAUUGUACAUAUAACGCGCAAAUUAUUUGCAGCAUAUGAUAAUUUAGUGUACAUAGAUAGGAAAGAAGCGUUUAGAAUAUAACUAAUAUGUCCAUCAUGUUAGGGAUAUUUCUUCGACUUAUUAUACAUACUUACGACUUAUUAUUAUAUAUACAUAUUAUACAGGGUGUUAGUGACAUCGUAACGAAUACUGAGGGGGAUGAUUCAGCUCAUUAUUCUGAGUUAAUGUCAAGUGGAGUUUUCUGGUGUGAAUUCUCCGUCAAAGUUGUUAUCACGCUAUCACUAACACCCUGUAUAGUGAACGUAGAAAAACCAAAAAACCGGACUGUCAAUCCUUCAGGUUAGGUAAGCGGACCCAGUGAAAACGGGAUAAUAAGAAAUUAAUGAAUGAUAAUAUAUAUAGUAAAUGUAUCCCUAUCCUUGCAACAUAAUGGUAUUGUUUCUCCAGUACGGUCACGAGUACUAAUAUGUAUACACUUUGGAACUAUGUCACAUUAACUUUUUUGACAAGUUAAACCGUAAGUGCCUCAUUAAAUGUCAAAUAUGAUAGUGCGACAGAGUUCUAAAGCGGGUAAAUGUACACACCAUCUGAUUUUUCUGCAUAAGAAACUGAUAAGUUAUACCUGUCAUUUUCUUAUCCGCCGAAAAGGAAAGGGACGGGCAAUCGACAGGCAUAACAUUUAUGGAACACACGUCAAUGUUACACAGAAAAAACAACGCUCUCAAAAACUUACAUUGGCCAAUCACCGUGCAGAAUUAAGUUGACAGCACAUGUCAAAUGUGAUUUUUUAUGUGAAAAAAAAAAUGGCGUUUUUUAACUUGUAACAAUGUUAAAAAAAAAUAAGAUUUUGCUUAUAAAAAACUUUAAAUUUGACAGGCGGUAAACGCUUACCGUUUUGAGGAGAAAGUGUUAUAUUUUUAAUACUUUACAUACAUAUCUAAACUCACGCACGUUAUCCCUAACGGGGUCGGCAGGGCCAGAAGUCAUCUUGCAGCCACAGUUGAUAUUAAUUCAACGAGUGAGUGUUGUUUAAUACUUUUGAUCAUAACGUCAUCUCGAUAGCGGGGUAGAUAGAAUACAAGCUACCUUAGAUCGAAAUAUUAUGAAAUUAAAAAAAAUGGUCUUUUCAAAAGACCGUGGUGAUACGGUCUUAGGUCAUUAUACGUACGGAAUUUUCUCGAUAUUUUUCCGGUAUUUUUGUAGCAUUUUCACGCAUUUAUUUAGGUAAUAUUGAUUUUUAAGCGUAAUUAUUAUUUUAAUUGUACAUACAAAUGCCAUAUUAAGUUAAGUGAUAAGUACAAAAAAAAAUAGUUAAAGUAUAAUCCCACCUUUAGUUACAACUGUAUGCCAUUUAAUCUAGUUUCUUUUUUAUUUUUGACUUUUUGCAAUAUAGGUAAGUAUAUUGUUAAGUUAGAUAAAAAAAUAAAAUAAAAAGUAUACUGGGUCUUAAUCGCGAAAAAAAAUAUAAAAAAAACAUUAUUUUUUUUUCAAUUUGCCUAAUUACAUCUGGCCGUUAUCGCGAAAUCACCCAUUUACUUUUCAAUAAUUAUUUUUAGUGUAUUUACUAUACGCUAUGGUUUGAAACACUAUUAAUAAAACUUUUCAAAAUUCGAAAUUUAUUUGUGACAGUUAUUUUAAGAUGUUCGCAUUUGAAAAUAAGAACAGUUAAAUUCGAAAUUUAAAAUCUCGAAUUCGGAUUAUUCCGCAUAGGGCUGCGUAUUCGCGAAAUUUUAUAAGAAUUUUAUUUUUUAUUAAAAAUGCGCCCUUUUCGUUCGUAUUUUAAAGAAUAUUGUACAUAUUUUAAAAAAUAAGUUAGUUUACGUUUCUCCUAGGUUUUUUGUUUCCUUCAUAAGUUUUGAUAUGAAAAUGGCGUGACAACAUACAGAAGUUAACAAAAGGCGGACUUAUCUCUAAAACUGAUCCCUUCCAGUCAACACGUAUCAUUAUAUUGUUUAGAUUAUUUUUAAAAAUACACAUGAAAAGUCGUAUUUUUUUAACCUAGAACAUAAUUUGUUUUUUUCUGUCACGCCAUUUUGUUUUUCAAAACGUACAAGCUUUAACUCUUAAACAUAUGUGCCGUGUGUAACCCAAAACUUAGUGUACGUUCUAUCUAUUUUAUUACUUGUAGAAAUAUUGCAUUAUCCUCUUAUAAGUUUAAAAAAAAAACAACACAAAGCCGUUCUAAAGAAGUACAAUCGACGGCCUUAUUGCUAAAUAGCAAUAUCUUCCAGCCAACCAAACUGAAAACCAACGUUUGUGUUUGUGAAUUUUUCACGAUUUACAUUCGCUGCUUGGCUGCAAGCAAUAACACUCAUCGCAAAAAAAAAUAAUUGGCGGCCAUCUUGUUUUUUCUUGACUUGUAGAGAUGUAAUGAAAAUUAUUUGUAAACUUUUAGAUUAAUAUCAUGUAGCUUAGAACAGAAUUGAGAACCAUAAGUACACAUUCAGGUUAACAUAUGUAUAUCUUUAAUAAAAAAAUAAUGCACUAUUAAAUUGAACCAUCUGAAUCUACUGGUCAAGUAACGUGAAGUAGAAGUGGUCAUCUAUAAAGUUGUGUGAUUCUCUAAGGCACUGACGUAUGGCAACGCUGCGAUCGACGUUGACAAAUCUAAAGAGUCCACAUUAAAGCAAUUCAUCUAAAAAGCACUCUUGCGAUUGUAUUUAUGCAUAAAUUGUAUGUAGUAUAUUAUUUUUAUUUUUUAUUAAUACUUACAUUUAAAAAAAAUAUCAAAAACAUUGUAAUGAUACUAAGAUGAAUUACAAUUUUCGCAAAAUGUCAAAUAGCAGUCUAAUGCAUUUUUGGAUGACUUGCUUUAAUGUGGCCUCUCGAGUACUUUGACACAGACCAGAUUCCAUUUGAGCGUAUGUCAUUUCGCCGUCUGAGAAGCAAUGGUUGCGGUGGAGUUGCUUUUAUAGAAUCACAUAGCUUUUCAAAGAUAUACAUACAGCAAAAAAAUAUUUUUGAAAAAAAAGCAAUAUUAUUGAUACGCUUGAAUUAAUUAUGUUUAAGUCGAAAAGGAUUGUCUAUUUAAACGAAUAAAAUUAUGACUUUAGAGUGUUUUUAAAGAUAAUUCACAUAUAUUCUAUUGUUUAAGUUAUAUUUUCUUGUUUGGGUGAAGUUUGGUGUUAGAGGAAUGAUUGGUAUUCUUUUAAAAUUUUAAGAAAAAUAUUUUUUUGAAAAACAAAAGAGUAAAAUUGUCUGUUUUUUGCGGAUGUUUAUGGAACGCAUGCAUGAUUUUUUGUUAUAUUCUUGGCACCAAAAUUUGCUCGAACAUAAAAAAAAUAUCUGAGAUUCUUUUUACGAGCCAUUAAAAUCUCGUGAAACCCUACGCUUAUUAGUUAAUUUUUGUAAAUAAUUAUGUAAACAGAGUAAAAUAUGUUUAAAUUUUUAGAUUAAGUUUAUGAUUGCGUUAAAAAACCUUUUUAAAAUAGACUGUUCGUUUUUUAAGUAAAAAGAUUUUCUAUAAACUUUUUUCGACUAUUGUUUUUCUAUUAAAAAUUUUCACAAUCUGUCAAUAAAAUUAAAAUGGCCGCUCAAAUUUACAGAUUUUACUUUCGCCUUUCUCUUUUCAACUUGAAAUGGCAUCCAGAAAUAAAGUCUUUAUGUCAAAUUUUUAACAACAAUUAUGAAAGCCGUGGUGAAAAUCUGUAAAUUUUGUUGUCAAUCACUUCUAAGUGGCAUAAUUCUACUGUUUGAGGAACUACAAGCUUAACUCGUUUCUAUACGAUCCUGGAUUCAAUUCCGAUCUAAACACUCAUUGGUGUUAUUUCUAGCGAAAAAAAUGAUAUUUUAGUUCACAAAAUUUUAAUCGUUAUCCACUUAUGUGAGGUAGCAUUAGUUUUAGAACUAUCGAGAAAAAAAUAAAUUUAGUUCGACUUGCUAAAAUUUAUACCGUUUCUGAACAAAAUACAAUUAUAUUCUUUUAGAUAUCUUCCUCUUUUAGAUAACUAGGAUGAUCGUGUAUUCUUCAUCAUCACUAAUUUAAGAGCCACGCUCUUGUCGGUGUAGCAUUCUCCACGAUAUUUUUUUAGGGAAAAAUAGGGCAGUGGGAUCCCUCUUGCCUUUCGCCCCGCAGUACUCUGUCUGACGCGAGUGGGAUGGCGCUCAGAGUAGUUUAUUUUAAAUAUUGCAUAUAGUAGUUUAUUUUAAAAAUUUUUAUCUAUCGGUCAAAAUAUAGAGUUCAUUUUAAAAAUAACUAACAAAUAUAGGUCAUGCCAGAAAAAGAAACUUUAGCCUCCUAAAAAAAAUUACCAAUGUCUAAUAUCGUACAUAACAUAAAAGUAUACAGGGUGUUAGUGACAUCGUAACGAAAACUUUUAAUGAUGAUCUGAGCAUGAUUCUGAGUUAAUAAAGUGGAAUAUUCCAUCGCAAAACUAUAGAAUUAAUUUAAAAAAAAAAAACGGAAUGCAUUAAUUUUGCGUCGGAAAAUUCCCCUUUAUUAACUUAGAAUCAUGGUUGGAUUCACCCCCUUCAGUAUUCGUUACGAUGUCGAUUCGUUGCCCUGUGCCCCGGCACAGGCCGCCCCUCAAUUAACCGGAGGGGGUAUGGAGCAUACUCCGCCACGCUGCUCCACUGCGGGCAAUGACUAAUGAACUAUAAAAAUCUUUUUAACACUAAUGAAAGUACGUUACCGACAAAAUGCUUAAUUCUCAACAUGACUAUGCUCUGAAUAUAAAACGUAGAACUACUAAUUUUAGGCCCAAUUUUGUAAAUCAAGCAAUUUGUCGAAUAAAGAAAGCAUCCAUCUUGUUCUUGAAAUUUCUUUUUUGGCUUGUGUUUCUUGGUUGUAAUAGACUUUUUAACUUGUUAAUUCUAUUUUAGACCGAUAGAUGGCGUGAUAUCGAACUGUUCCAUUUAUUUUUCUAAAAUUAAAUUCUAUGUUAGCAAUUCGCAUUUCGUAAAUAAAAUAAUAUAUUAUGUAUUAACUAACAUUAAUUAGGGUAUAAUUUGUGGAAUUCUAGUUUUUUAAGUUGAAUAAAUUAUAAAAAUAUA
Messenger RNA from Pectinophora gossypiella (pink bollworm), 8956 nucleotides. It is a transcript of the gene Cdc25, whose product is annotated as M-phase inducer phosphatase-like. Gene Ontology annotation, cellular component: nucleus; cytoplasm. Gene Ontology annotation, biological process: positive regulation of G2/MI transition of meiotic cell cycle; positive regulation of G2/M transition of mitotic cell cycle; protein dephosphorylation. Gene Ontology annotation, molecular function: thiosulfate-cyanide sulfurtransferase activity; protein tyrosine phosphatase activity. The record is from RefSeq and is a predicted model, not a curated record. The transcript is spliced from 6 exons. NCBI's taxonomy places the organism in Eukaryota, Metazoa, Arthropoda, Insecta, Lepidoptera, Gelechiidae. The coding region runs from base 185 to 2344 and encodes 719 amino acids.